Molecule: messenger RNA, 1227 nt
Organism: Ctenocephalides felis (cat flea)
Lineage: Eukaryota; Metazoa; Arthropoda; Insecta; Siphonaptera; Pulicidae
Exons: 11
Coding region: 55-1227 (390 amino acids)
Source: RefSeq, a predicted model, not a curated record
UUUAGUGAAAGUAGUCAAAUUGUGGUCAAAUAUAAAAGUCACCAUCGGACAAAUAUGAAAUUGUUCAAUAUUUUAUUGGUGACUUUGUGUCUAUAUUUUGUAAUAUGUAUGGUAAAUGCUAAUGAUGAUAAUGAAAUUGUUAAAGAUGAAAACGAUGAAGAAAAUCCAACUGAACCUCCUUCACCUUCGGAGUCCACCCCAGCUUCAUCUUCGUCUGAGGAUGAUAAAACAACUGAACCUGAAGUAAAGAAAACUCCACAAUUGGACAGUGCCACCAUAGCUGUAUCGUGUGAAGAGCACCAUUCAUCAAAAUCUCAUAGUAACCAAAAUCAAAUGUACAACCACGAUCCAUUUCUACAAGAAUUCAAACCAAUACCUUGGUGGACACUAUAUUAUAAACCAGUAGUAGAAAAAUUGGUGCCUCUUUAUGCUGCACAAAAGCAACAAGAUCCACAAACACAAGUCCAAGACAUUUGGAAUCUCUGGAAUUCUGCCCAAAAUCCACCAUAUCAACAAAACCCUUCAUAUCAGCAAAACGUUCCAUAUCAACCAAACCCAAUUAAUCAACGUCCUCAAAUAAAUGCUCAAAAUUCUGGUACACUAUGUACUUCAAAUUAUUAUGGCCAGAAUCAAAAUUGCAAUCCAGAUCUAUAUUAUCCCCAAACUCAAUACACACCUUAUGUACAAACCCAAUAUCAACAAACUCAAUAUCCUUUGGUGCAACCUCAAGUUUAUAGUCAAAACCAAGUCAUGUCCCAAAGUCAAUAUCCUUCGAUACAACCACAAAACUUACAUUAUGGACCAAACCAAGUCCUUUCUCAAAGCCAGUAUCCUUCCUCUGAAUUUGUUCAAAGUUCUUCUUUUGCUCCUACAAAUCCAACUCCAUAUCAAGUUCAGGAAAACGAAGUUAUACAGGAGUCUGAUAUUUAUAGACCAGAUAUUGGUGGACAAAAACAGCAGUUACAUCAUCCUGCCAAAUGUCUGGGUGCCUUCGAGGUCUACAGCCACUGCCUCGGCCAUUGCGACCGAACCUGCGACGGAAGUGACAGGAUGCCGACACCGUGCAGUGCUGACAUCUGUAUUGCAGGAUGCAACUGCAUUUCUGGGUACUCUAGAGACGAGGACGGACAUUGCAUAGAGACCGGCAAGUGCAAGAAAAAUGAAGACAAAGAGGGAAAGGGGCCUACCAAAAUUGUUGUGGCUGUUAUGAAGAAAGAUAGAAGUUGA